UGGGCGGCUAGUAGUGGAUCUUUGCCCACAGUAUGUCAAAGAGAUACCCAAUCAUAUAAACCCCAAAAACCAUCACUUUCUCUCUCACACAUUUACAAUUACCACUUCGUGUUCUCCGCUUCCUUCCCAAAAUCAAUUCCAGAAUCAUCUCUGUCAACACUAGGCAACCAUGUCAACUGUGAAUGUUUCUCCCAGUUGCAUGUUUCAAACUGCAAACCGAAAUCUAUCCACUGUUGCUACCGCAGUAAAGUGCCCUAUCUCUUUUGGGUCUGUGAAGAGUGUUUCCAGAUCUUUUGGCUUGAAGUCAUCCACUCCGUCUAGAGUCACUGCCAUGGCUUCUUACAAGAUUAAGCUGGUUGGCCCAGAUGGAAAAGAGAACGAGUUUGAAGCCGAGGAUGAUGUUUACAUCUUGGAUGCAGCAGAGAAUGCCGGAGUCGAACUUCCUUAUUCGUGCCGUGCUGGAGCCUGCUCUACCUGUGCUGGGAAGAUUGUUACUGGUUCAGUGGAUCAGUCUGAUGGCUCAUUCCUGGAUGACAAUCAGCUGAAGGAUGGCUUUGUGCUCACCUGCGUCUCCUAUCCAACUGCAGACUGUGUAAUUGAAACUCACAAGGAAGGAGAACUCUACUGAGAAAUGCUGGCUUUAAAGUUAAAACUGAUGCUGGAGGAAUUUGGGAAGUUAAAAGUAGACUUUGCAAGUAGUUUGCUUAUUCUUCUUUAGAAUUAGUCUUUUCUUCUGGGAUUAUUAAUUAUUUGGAAUGGUGAAUUUGUUUAUGGGAGCUGAGCAUUGUGGUAUUGAGAAGCACCUUUGAUUGGCUUUUAAAUGUGAUGAGUGCUGUUUCGUA
This is a messenger RNA of Lotus japonicus, 842 nucleotides long. Its product is annotated as ferredoxin, root R-B2. The transcript is spliced from 2 exons. Gene Ontology annotation, biological process: electron transport chain. Gene Ontology annotation, cellular component: plastid. Gene Ontology annotation, molecular function: electron transfer activity; 2 iron, 2 sulfur cluster binding. The coding region runs from base 170 to 628 and encodes 152 amino acids. The record is from RefSeq and is a predicted model, not a curated record. NCBI's taxonomy places the organism in Eukaryota, Viridiplantae, Streptophyta, Magnoliopsida, Fabales, Fabaceae.